CCAAUAACGUAUCAGCAGAACUCAUUCAGGCCAUCUGAACAGAUCUAACGAAUCUACGUCCGGGGACAUUUGUGUCGUGCAGUGACGUGCGCCCAAAAAUCUAUUUAAAGACGCUUUUGUUUGGUGACUUGUGAAUCUAUUACUUGCAGAAAAAUUAUCACACCUAUCGGAUUGAGAUUCCGGGGGUUCCGUGAGUCACAGCCGGCGAGCCAUGAUACGACCGUCAUGGGUGAGGAGUGUUCGAGCGCCCGCGUCCCAGGUCACCUAAGUGAUGUGAGGCUCCGCACCAUUGGUGAACCAAUCACCAUGCCGGCACCGAUCCUUAUCUACAUCACCUCAGUUACUCUAUUCUGGCUAUGUGUGAACGCGGACGAAUCACCGCCGCUGUCGGUGCCCCGAGCAGGGAAUGGGUCGGUGGAAGCACCAGACCCUCGCUCGCCGUUCGGCCGCGUGCCACCCUACCAACCACCAGCGAUGGCACCGGUCCCCAUACAAGGGAUACGCAGAGAUUCGCACAGUCCUUACACACGCGUUGAACCUUGGAAUCAUCGUUCCACUGGUGAUAAAGAAUCUUACGUCGUAGCGGUGGAUACAGACGAACAUGAGGACGACGGUGGUUGUCAUCUGCCAUGUCUCAAACAACAUUUUUCAUGUCAGGUUUCCUGUACAUGCAUACCCAUGGAGAAGAGAUGUGAUGGUGUAGCGGACUGCGCUGAAGCCGAAGAUGAGGCGGGCUGUGGCCGAUCCUGUGACGAGCAUGAAAAUCGCGAGAUAUGCCACAAUACCAACGUGUGUAUAGCUAUCGAAUGGAAAUGCGACGGUGACAACGACUGCGGGGACUUCUCCGAUGAAACGCAUUGUGGUGCUGCUAAUUGCACAUCAGAGCAGUUUCAAUGCGCCAACGGAUUGUGCAUCCACAAAGAUUGGGUGUGUGACGGCGAUAACGACUGCCGAGACAAUUCUGAUGAGACCAACUGCACCAGGGGCAAAUGCCGCGACAACCAAUUCAUGUGCGCGAUUGGUGAAUGCAUAUCCUUGCAUUGGCGCUGUGACAAAGAAGCCGAUUGUCCUGACAACUCCGAUGAAGCAGAAUGUCCUAUAGAUCUGCUUCGUUGUGGCGAAAACGAGUUCCAGUGCGACAAUAAGAAAUGUAUACGGAAAGAGUUUCAAUGCGAUGGAGACAACGACUGCGGCGACUGGACUGAUGAAGACACCUGUCCCAUGAUGCCCGGCAGUUGUAAUGCUGGCGAAUUUAAGUGCAGCGAUGGAAAAUGCAUUCCGGAGCGAUGGAGAUGUGACUCUGAACGGGAUUGUUCAAAUGGCGGAGAUGAGCUCAAUUGUGAACCACAUUCAAUGCGUAAUUGCACCUCAGACGAGUACAAAUGUACAGAAGGACGAUGUAUUUUGAAAACUUGGAUAUGUGACGGAGUUCGGGACUGUAUGGACGGCGAGGAUGAAACGAAUUGUAAAGUUUUUUGUGAGGAAGAUCAGUACAUGUGCAAAUCCCAAGAAAAUCUUAUCAGUAACGCAUUCAGGAAUUGUGUAAAUAGAAAACACGUGUGUGACGGCAUGAAUGAUUGCCCUCGUGGUGACGAUGAAGAGAAAUGUCCCAUUAGGAGGACCUGUGGUGCCGAGGACAAAUGCGAGCUGAUAUGCAUCACUACUUAUGAUGGUUUGCCUGCUUGUGAUUGUCCUUUGGGAUUUUUGUUGGCCGACGAUGGAUACAGUUGCCGAGACAUCGACGAAUGUAUGUACGAACAAGACCCAGUAUGCUCACAAACCUGCUCAAAUACUGUAGGAAGCUUUCGAUGUGGGUGCAUGACUGGUUAUGUAUUGAGACCAGAUGGUAGAUCAUGCAAGCCUACAGGCGAAUCUCCUACAUUACUGUUCUCGAAUCGCGUCGGAAUACGACAGGUUUGGCUAACAGGAGAUAACUACAUGUCUGUGGUGAAAGGACUCCACAAUGCAGUAGCCUUAGAUUUCCAUUAUGAAAAGAAGCUUGUAUUUUGGGCAGAAAACAAUUUGAGAGUUAUACGAGUUGCUGAAAUGAAUAACAAUAACAUGUCAGAUGUUAUAAGGUGGGGUUUGGAGACACCAGGCGGUUUAGCUGUUGACUGGAUACACAAUCUACUAUUCUGGACAGACUCGGGUACCAGGCGUAUAGAAGUGGCAACACUUGAUGGUUCCCAGCGCGCCGUGAUUGCUGCGAAUGAUUUAGAUAAACCUCGAGCUAUUGCUGUACACCCCGGAGAUGCCUUAGUAUUUUGGACCGAUUGGGGACCAAGUCCAAAGAUUGAGCGAGCGGAUAUGGACGGCACUAGACGGAAGACAGUCAUAUAUGAUAACAUAGUGUGGCCCAACGGUCUUACAAUUGAUUAUAUGGAAUCAAACAUAUAUUGGGCUGAUGCUAAGCAUCACGUAAUCGAGAAAGCUACUUUUGAUGGCAGGGAACGAAAACGGAUCACCAAUAAAGGUUUACCGCAUCCAUUUGCAAUGACUUUGUUCGAGGAUGCCAUUUAUUGGACCGAUUGGCAUACUAAAAGCAUAUCAACUGUUAACAAGAAGACUGGAAUGGGGAUACAAACCGUUCAUGCAGGCCUAAAUGUCCCGAUGGAUAUUCAUAGUUAUCAUCCGUUGCGUCAAGUGAAGACCUACAAGAAUCGCUGCAAUGGAAACAAUGGUGGUUGUUCACAUUUAUGUCUUCCGAAUAGCAAUGGACGCACUUGUCGCUGUCCCGUUGGUUUCAACUUAAAUUCUGAUGGUCAAACUUGUGAAGAAACACCCGAAAAAUUAUUGUUAUAUGCACGUCGUAAGGAUAUCAGAUUGAAGCAAUUAAAUCCGAAAAAACCAACGGAUUCGCUGGACAUGGUGAUACCGGUAGAAAAUAUAAAGUCAGCUGUAGCUUUGGAUUGGGAUCAUAACACGAAUUCAAUAUACUGGACGGAUGUGGAAAAAGACACAAUCAACCGUGCCUACUUGAAUGGAUCAUACCAAACAAUAAUUGUAGGCUCGAAUUUAAUAUCCCCAGCUGGAUUGGCAUAUGACUGGAUUACCAAUAAACUAUAUUGGACUGAUGCUGGUACGAACAGAAUAGAAGUAGCAAAUGCAAAUGGUAGCAUGAGGACAUUAUUGGCCUGGGACAAAAUAGAUAAACCGAGAGAUAUUGUGGUCGAUCCUAAAGGUGGUGUCAUGUAUUGGUCUGAUUGGGGAGUAGUCCCGUGCAUUGAGCGUGCCGACAUGGACGGUGGCAAUCGCAAACGAUUGAUCUUCGGUAACAUGACAUGGCCUAAUGGUUUGGCACUUGAUCUCGCAAACGACCGCAUUUACUGGACAGAUGGGGGUAACCGUACAAUUGAAUACGCAUUCCUUAACGGUACCGGACGCACCAUUUUGAUCGGUCAACAUCUUCCCCAUCCUUUUGGUUUGGAUUUGUACGGCGAUGAAGUUAUUUGGACUGAUUGGGAAACACAAUCGAUACAAGCUGCAAAUAAGUAUACAGGCGACAAUAGACGAACGUUAGGUGCCGGAGUGGCGGGUCUGAUGGAUGUAAGAGUAUUUCACAAGGAACGAAUAAGCAGCGUUAAUCAAUGCGGAAAAAAUAAUGGCGGGUGUUCCCAUCUAUGUCUCUUGAGGCCUGGUGGCCGUAGUUGCGCAUGUCCAAUUGGAAUAAAACUUAACAAGGAUGGCAAAACAUGCGCAAAUGGUCCAACAAAUUUCUUGAUAUUUGCUCACCGUUUAGAUAUUCGUAUCGUAUCCUUAGAUGUACCAUAUCUUAUUGAUGUUGUGUUACCGUUGCCUCCGCUCAAGAACGCACUUGGAGUUGAUGUUGAUCAAAAAACAGGGCACAUAUACUGGACGGAUACCGGUGAACGGAAAAUUCAACGCUCAACCAAAGCUGGAGAGAAUAUAGAAACAAUAAUAGGCAAAGGACUUAAUACAGCAGAUGGAAUUGUGAUAGACUCAUCUGGCCGAAAGAUAUAUUGGACCGACGGUGGACGUAACAGCAUUGAAGUUGCUGAACUAGAUGGCAGCAACAGAAAAGUUCUCGUCUGGACUAGUUUAGAUUCUCCUCGAGCCAUAGCGUUACAUUACGAACAUGGCUAUAUGUUUUGGUCUGACUGGGGUCAUGCGGCUAAAAUAGAAAGAGCAGACAUGGAUGGCAUGAACAGACGUGUUAUUGUGGACAACAAUAUUAAAUGGCCGAAUGGUCUCGCUAUAGACAAUGUAGAGGGUCGGUUGUACUGGAACGAUGCGAAAAUUUUGACGAUCGAGAGCUCUGAUUUCAACGGUAACGAUCGUCGUACUGUCCUCAGUAAGGUAUCAUACCCAUAUGGCAUUGUGAUCGUUGGUCCGCAUAUCUAUUGGACAGAUUGGAAAACAAAAGCACUACAUAGAGCAAAUAAGACAAAUGGAAAAGAUCCAUUAGUAAUAAGAGAAAAACUUGAAGGUCUUAUGGAUAUUAGAGCUGUUCAGGGAGAGAAGAUAUUGGAAAAUGCAUGUGGUACCAAUAACGGAGGCUGCUCUCAUCUUUGCCUAAGGUCGCCUCAUGGCUACUCAUGUUCAUGUCCCACUGGUAUACUGUUUGAAAAUCAAACGGAAUCAAAUCCCAAGAUAUGCAAAAAGCAUCCUGAUAACUUCCUUGUAUUUGCCACUAGAACAAGUGUAGCAAUAUUAUCGCUUGAUAGCCCAGAACAGUGGGACGUCACUCUUCCUCUGAGAGAUGUACAGAAUUCUAUUGCAGUUGACUUCCACUGGGAACAUAAACUGCUAUUCUAUACUGAUGUCAACAGUGAUAUUAUAAGGUCAAUAAAUAUGUUAAAUAUGAGUGAAACCAGGGUUGUUAUAAAGGUCAAAUUGGAUAAUCCAAACGGCGUUGGAAUAGAUUGGAUUGCGAAUAACAUUUAUUGGACGGACAACGAAUUUAAAGUAAUCGAGGUGGCAAGAUUGGAUGGUACAUCAAGGAAAACUUUAAUCAGUGAUCUUACGGAACCUAGAGCAAUUGCUCUGUUUCCUGCUAAAGGAUACCUUUAUUGGAGUGAUUGGGGUGAAAAUCCCAGUAUAGAAAGAUCUUUCCUUGAUGGAAGUCAAAGAAAGACAAUUGUGUCACAAGACUUAGGAUUUCCAAAUGGUAUUACCAUUGAUUACAAGGAUAGAAGAUUAUAUUGGACAGAUGCUCUGAAGGAUAGAAUUGACACCUCGGACUUGAAUGGACACCACAGAGUCCAGUUGGUGCCAGAAGCUAAAAAUCCGUUCGGAAUGACGCAGUUCAAUGACUACAUAUACUGGACGGACUGGUACAAAAAAUCAAUAAUGAGGGCAGACAAAAGAACUGGUAAAAACAUUACUAUUAUAAGAACUGAUCUAGAAAUGCCCAUGGAAAUAAAAGCUGUAUCAUCCGAGAAACAGCACGGAUGGAACCCCUGCAAAGAAGAAAACGGAGGUUGCUCCCAUCUCUGUCUAUUCAGGGCACACGAUUACAUUUGUGCUUGUCCAGAUGAAGCCGACUCUAGACCAUGUUCAACAAUACCUACAACUCGAGUCGAUGCCAAAAUGCCAUCACUUUACCCUACAAAUUAUGACUAUGCGGACAAUGAAAUCGGAGAUAAAUUGAUGCCAAUUCCGACAGCAGUGCCUGAAACGAGCGUCGGUGCGAUUGUAAUUAUAGUAGGCAUAAUGAUAACUCUCAUCAUCGGUAUACUCGUGAUAGCAUUCGUUUGUGUGCGAAUCAACCGAGAUCGUGGCGGCGAUUUGAAGGAGAACUACAGCGAAUCAAGUGGGCACAUCUCUUUCCACAACCCCAAUUACAGUUGUAAUGCGGGAACCGGAGUGGAAGCACUAGAACGUCGGCCAAAUCGUUUUCAAGGCAUCUUCAAAUAUGACAAAAAUCAGGAACGUGUGACGAACGUGUACAUCCCUGAAGGGACAAGUUUGCUGCCCCCGCCCCCGCCGCCGCCGCACCGGCAGCCCCCUUCGCGUCCCGCAACGCACGACGACUUCGAACCCGUCACUUUACACCCAUUUGCUUGAAUUCAACAAUGAAGCGGCAGUAGCAAAGUGACUAAAUAACGGGAUAAAGCUUACGGAUAAAAUCGAGUAGCUAGUAGUAGCGAUGAUAACAUGAUAACCAAUGUAGGAUAGUUGCGUCUACAACUAAUGGAUUUAGAACGGAGGCAGCUACGGAUUCGAGAAUUCAAUUGUGACGCUUUUUUGCAUAUCGAUCUCAGUUCGACUCGCCCUUUACUAGAGUCAAUUUGACACAAUAAAGAAAGCUACACUCAUUAUUUGCAAAUAAUAUAAACGCGUGACGAAAGUGUAUAAUAUGAAAUGAACAGUAAACAAGUGUGAACCAUGAAUUGUUCGGUUUAAGACUGGUAGUCAGUUGCGUUUAUACCUAUCUGUGAGCCUCCGUUCCUGCGAACGGUAGACAAUGCACUCAAAUAGGAGCCCAUCUAUAACUAUAGUAAAUAUUAGUACAUGUGUAUGUUCUAUGUGUACUUAUUAUAUCUGACAACAAUAAUAACGAAUGUUAUAGAUUCUACAUCGUGUUAAAAUCUUGAUGUGUUUGUUAUAUAAUUAAGUAAGUUCAUGUGUAUAUUUAAUGACGACAUGUGGAGCGCUAACUGAUUCGUUGCCCAUAUCUAUGUAUGAGUUGGCCUAUUUUGAAUAAUUUGUAACCAUGUGUUGAAAUUCUCAUUUAUAGUUAAUAAAUAUUUAGUUCGUACAUAGGUAAUAAUAUCUACAUUACGUUCAUUGAUUAUAUUAUCGUUAAUCUAGUGUUGAAUUGAUUUGCUCAUUCCGACCUAUAUAUAUCUAUUGAAUAAUCGUCAAUUGCAGAUUUGAAGAAUAUCCAAAUGGAUAUACGUAAGAUUGUAGGAACCUAUGCUAAGAUCAAGUUGUUAGUUAAUAAUAUAGGUACUUCUACCAAGUGCAAUGUUACCUACUUUGAAACAUGGUUUCAUUUGAAAUUCAUAACGUAGAAUAGGUAUUAGCAUUAGCUUAUAUUGAGCUAUCAUAAGUUGAUAAACUUCCUAUCGUAAUUAUAUGGAAAGAAAUACCGCCAUAUACCUAUGCCGGUAUGGGUUUUGGUACAAUUAGGACACGUAAUACACACAUAUAAAAUAUGGUUACUGUUAUAGUUUAUAGAAAUAGGCAGAUAUUAGAUAAAUAGAAAAUGUAGGCGACAACAUGCUCUAUGUACAUAGAUAUGUUUACUUAAAUUACUUUAAAAAAAGUACUCUCAUAUUCGACUAAAAUUUUCAAUAAAUUUAAUUGAAACGAUAGGAAUAAAUAAAUUUUAAAUAAUUUUACUACGGUAGCACGCUGUCAGAUAUGUUAAACAUUCUGAUGAUUCUCAGAACUCAUUUACAAGGUAGCGCUAGGUGUGAGUUACUUUUCUGAACUUAGUAGUCUGGAUACUCUAUUUAAUUUUUUCGUGUGCUACCGAGGUAAAAUGUGUAAAGGUAAAAUUAAAUUAUCAAAUAUAUAUAAUGAGUGGAUUUAAUAUAUUUUAUAUGGGAAUGGAGUGAAAGAAAUUAAGAACAUAUUUACUAUUAUAAUUAUUAUUUUUAUACCAGCCUCCUUACUUUCAAUGCCCUGAGGCUCAUGGGGUGAAAGUGGGGAAUGCUAUUAUAUAUUUAUAUAUAUACUAACAAUUACGAUUAUGUAAUAAUAGAUGUAUAGAGGUAUGGGAUCACAUGAAUAUAAUUGUAUAUGAGGGAUAAAUUGUGAGACAAAUGUCCUCAAUAAGUACAUCUACCGAUCUCCCGGAUUUCUCAUUCCCUGCCCACCGGGGUAGGAAAUGAUUAAUAAAAAAAAUUAAACGUACAGAGCUACCAAAAUAUUUGAGAUAACAUUAUAAUGGCAGUGUUUGUAGAUUUUAUAUUUGGGUUGCCGAUUUCUUUAAUAAAGAAUUUUCUCUUAGAAUUAAUUCACCAAGAUAAUGAUGGUGACAAUAAAAAUAUCAAUGUAAAUAGUUAGUUUUAAUUACGACGUUUUUUGUCAAACAAAUCGAUACGAUAUUGCAUUGUAAAUAAUAGUUUAUUUAUACUUGGUAUGCUAUACAAAGGCAUCAGUGUCCUAAAUUGGAUCUACGUUUAAUUUCAAUUGACGCGACCAUGACUGCCGUUGUGAAGGGUUGCCGACAGAAGCACCUCUCAUAUCAAAAAUUAUUUAGCUUUUAUCUAGAAUUAACAUUGGCUACGCUCUUCCAUUAUUAGUUUGAAUUCAAAACUGUUCUCUUGUUACGACACCAUAAUUACGAUAAUUUAAUAUGAGGACACCUAUUUGCAUUUUUGUUUCCAGAAUAGUGGUACUUUACUUUGUUCAUUUUUGGAUUAAAUGCGUCUUGGAAACAAGAGGACGUAAAUAAAGUUUCACAGGGUGUUUUAAUCUAAGGUAGAGUUAGGAAGGGUGACAACACCGAUGACAAAGCAUAUUUUCUGAUUGUUGUCAAAUUCAAUAUCGUUUAAUUAUCGCGCGUUAUAUCAAGGUUUUGGAUGACAGUAAUUAGUAGGCUUUCUUGUGGAAAAAAAACCGAAUGAGAUUUUUGGACAUAAAGACAAGACUAAAAGUAACAAUAAAUUCUCGUAAUUGUCUUGUAGAGUAGAUGUAUAGUGAACUUUAGGUAAUUACAUUUCAGCGACCUCUCACUCCAUUUAUACCAUGCCAUAACGCGCGUAGAAUAGACGAUAUUUCAUUGAAUUAUGCAGAGUAUCUAAGAAUGCAAUUUGUAGAUAUAAUAUGUUGUGAUUAAAGUUCCUUUUAAAGAUUUGUAAAAGCAAACUAAAUUAAAAACGUACGGCCUUUUUAUGUUCUCUAUAUAUAAACAAUAUAACAUGUGUAUAAAUGUGUGCUAGAGAAACGAUGUUUAUGAAAAUGUUACAGAAACCCAGUUGAUAUUUAGUAAGUAAUUUAACAAUAUAAUUUCAUAGCACUUAAUACGUGUCCAAUUUAAUUUUGUAAAAAUGUGUAUAAAUUAUUUUAUUAUUACUACAAAAGAAAUUCACUAAAUCCGCCCCCGUCUAAUACAUGAUACUUUUCAGAUAUGUAUAAUAAUUAUAAAAAAGAUAUUUCGUUCCUCUUUUAUUCCACGACAUUGUCGGCAUGUCUGCUACAGCAUACCACAUGUCUAGUUUAGAAGAAUUAAAGAGGUUUGGAUAAUCAAAUGAUAGAGAAGUGUUUCAUAUUAGUUCUAAGGAUAUAUUUUAUGUAAAUCCGUUUUGUUAUAUAGCUUAUAAGGAAUGAGAAAGUUAAAAUAUGUGAGUGCUGUGAUACCAGAUGCUUUGUGAGUUAUAGAAUGAGUACCUAAUCAACGAUGAUGGUUAGUUUAUUUAUAUAUACAUAGUAUAUAUGUUUUGUUAGUGUCCAAACUGCUGUAACGAAGUCUAAUUAAUCUGCGAAAUGCACAAAGAUGCACGCACAUGAACACAACGCACAAUGCGUAUUCAUUUAUCGUUAUAUUCUUAAAAUAUUAAAUUUGUUUUAAUUAAUAAAAACAAAGUAUUGUGCGAAUGUGCCAAAUUAUAAAUUAAUUAUUAUUUUUUAUUACUUUCGAUAUUAAAUUAUGUAUAGUGAAGUAAUUAGGUAACGAAUUAAACAGCUUUUACACCUUUGAGGGGCCUCCUUAGCGAGGUGUUGAAACUGUUGUCUGAUUUAUAAUUGUA
Messenger RNA from Achroia grisella, 9662 nucleotides. Its product is annotated as low-density lipoprotein receptor-related protein 4-like. Bases 226 to 6027 code for a protein of 1933 amino acids. The transcript is spliced from 35 exons. NCBI's taxonomy places the organism in Eukaryota, Metazoa, Arthropoda, Insecta, Lepidoptera, Pyralidae. Gene Ontology annotation, molecular function: protein binding; calcium ion binding. The record is from RefSeq and is a predicted model, not a curated record.